ACAGGGACGCGCGAGGCUCCUGCGCCACCGCGCUGUCUGGGGAAGAAGGGAAUGUAAACUUCUGAAGAGCGUGCCUUCAAACCAAAGAAGACAACUGCCAGCCAGGGGUCACCUGAAGUUGACUGGCUCCGGGGACAGUUAGAGAUCGCUGCUCAAGCAUAAGUUUUCUUAGGACCACUACCGAGAUGUUUGAUGUAAAGGCUUGGGCGGAAUAUGUAGUGGAAUGGGUUGCAAAGGACCCCUAUGGUUUCCUUACAACCGUUAUUUUGGCCCUUACUCCACUGUUCCUAGCAAGCACGGUCUUGUCCUGGAAAUUGGCCAAGAUGAUUGAAGCCCGGGAGAAGGAACAAAAGAAGAAACAAAAACGUCAAGAAAAUAUUGCAAAAGCUCAAACGACUGAAAAGAGAGUGAAGGGAUGA
Molecule: messenger RNA, 419 nt
Organism: Octodon degus (degu)
Lineage: Eukaryota; Metazoa; Chordata; Mammalia; Rodentia; Octodontidae
Product: small integral membrane protein 15-like
Exons: 1
Coding region: 186-419 (77 amino acids)
Source: RefSeq, a predicted model, not a curated record